AUGAGUACCCAGCCCCCACCUCUCGCCGGCCUCCGCGUAAUCGAAUUCGCCGGCCUCGCCCCCGGCCCCUUCUGCGGCAAGCUCCUGACCGACUACGGCGCCUCCGUACUCCGGAUCGACCGCCACGACGGGCCCCAAACCCCCACGCCAGACCUCCUCGCAUCCAGCAAGCGCUCCCUAACACUCAACGUCAAGUCCCCCGCCGGAAACCAGCUCCUGCGGAAGCUCCUCCUCACAGCCGAUGUCCUGAUCGACCCAUUCCGGCCCCAGACGCUGGAGCGCCUGCAGCUCGGCCCAGAGACGCUGUGUAGAGCGAACCCGAGGCUCAUAUAUACGCGCCUCACCGGCUUCCGGCGCGACGGGAAGUAUGCGGCCAUGGCGGGGCAUGAUAUCAACUACCUUGCCGUCUCAGGCGCGCUCUCGCUCCUGGGCGCGGCGGGGGCGCCGCCGUCACCGCCGGCGAACAUACUAGGCGACUUUGCGGGCGGCGGGGCGAUGGCGUUUAUGGGCGUAUUGUUGGCGCUUGUUUCGAGGGGUGUGAGUGGGAGGGGGCAGGUCGUGGAGGCGAAUAUGGUGGAUGGGUCGGCGUAUUUGACGAUGUUUCCGAGGUUUUUGGUGAAGACGCCGACGUGGAAUAGAGGGAGGGGGGGGAAUCUGUUGGAUGGGGGUGCGCCGUUUUAUCGGUGUUAUAGGUGUGCGGAUGGGGGGUAUAUGGCGGUUGGGGCGUUGGAGGAGAGGUUUUACCAGGUGUUUGUGAAGGGGCUGUUUGGCGGAGAGGCGGAGAGCUUACCAAAUAGAGGGAAUAGACGUAAUUGGGAAGCGUUGAGAACGUUGUUUGAAAAGAGGUUUGCGGAGAGGUCGAGAGCGGAGUGGGAGAGAGUAUUUGAUGGGACGGAUGCGUGUGUAACGCCGGUUCUGUCACAUGGCGAAUUGGAACAAAGUGGAUUUGAACAGAGGCCGGCUGUGACGUUGAUGGGAUCGGAGGCGUUUAAAGAGAGAGAAGGUGAAGAGUGGUCAGGGAGAGCACUGAGUCCAGGAGAAGGGGGUAAAGAGGCCUUAGAGGAGUGGUGGGGAUUGAAAGAGGGAAUAGAAUGGACGGUUGGUGAGGAGGGGUUCGAGAAUCUCGAAAAGAAAGUUGAAUCGAAGCUAUAA
Morchella importuna is the source of this 1152-nucleotide messenger RNA. RefSeq lists its product as uncharacterized. Gene Ontology annotation, molecular function: catalytic activity. Bases 1 to 1152 code for a protein of 383 amino acids. The record is from RefSeq and is a predicted model, not a curated record. The transcript has a single exon. NCBI's taxonomy places the organism in Eukaryota, Fungi, Ascomycota, Pezizomycetes, Pezizales, Morchellaceae.